UAAAAGGAAACGUCUAAAGAAUUUAUACGGUCAGACAUUUUUUAAAGAAUUGUUAUAUAUCCACUAAUUGCUUUUAUGCUCCUAUUAAACGAAAAUAAAGAAUUAAAUUAAUAGAUACGGAUAUGACGAUAAUUAUGUUAAGCGUUAAAAAAAUCAUUAUAACGUUAUCACAUUUUUCGACGCAGUAUCUAAUUUGCCAGGUAUUUCUUUCUCUUUUUUUCUAAUUUCUUUUUCUUUUUCUUUUUUUUAUCAUCUCACCUUACGAGCUAUGUAUUUAAAUUAAUGAAAGCCCAUAGAAAUUGUUUUAUAUUUUUACAAUAGUAAUCGUAGCUUAUCGGUUCUGUGCCACGCGUUGCCUGUGCCUUUAAGAUAAGAAAGCUGCGAAUAUUAUUUAAUCUCAUUAUUGAAUUUGAUUUAAUAAUCCUUAGAAUAAAUAUAAUAAUAAUAAUAAGAAUAAGAAUAAGAAUAAUAAGAAUAAUAAUAAUAAGAAUAAUAAAAAUAUUAAUAAAAGAAACAAAAAACAAAGAGAAAGAAAGAAAAGCAAUUUGUUAUCUAAGACAGAAUGGGCUUCCCUUAAUUAUUAUUUUCAAGUUCUUACCGUUGAAAUGCUGCCAAGAUGCGACAAAAAGGGAAAUGCUUGAAACGAAUGGAAGGGGGUGGGAAGAUUAGAAAGAGGAGAUAGAUAGGAUAGACUCGAUCGGAAAUAUAUAAAAAGUUAUCUAGCGAUGUAAGGUAACGUAUAAAUAAUUAAUUAGCCAGCGCCGGGAACGAAGGAAAGGUAGCGCUAACGAAGGUGAACACCUGCACGUCUGUAUUGUUAUCUGAUCACACAAAGCAUACAAAGAAAGAACGAAGAGAAAAAAAAACAGCAACAACAAACAAUAUUUAAUAUAAUUGACGAUUUCAUUAAUAUUGUACCGUACUAUUAUAAAUUACGUUGAAAACGAUGAAAAAAAAAGGGAGGAUUACGAUUAUCUAAAGACCUAUCCAAACUACCUUGUGACUUCCUUCCUUAUAAAAUUUUUAUAACAAUGUCAUGUUCUUUUUCAUCGGGAAAUGUCUUGCGAUUUUUUGGAAUAUUGUGAAGAAAGGAAAAAACGGAAAUUGCUAUAUUCUACAAGAAUAAGGAUUAUCUUGUACAUUUGACAUUGACCAGUACCGUUUAUCGAUUGGCACGAAACGGGGUGCCAUGUUUGCGAGGCGCCACACACGCGGUAGGCCUCUCUUUCAUUGCAGGCCAACGGUUCUCGUUGUCCAUUCGUGUAACCUAACGUUACAUCGGUGCAUCUCGUUUAGUCUCAUAAACGUCGAAGAUAAAUGAUUUUUUAAUCUCGCCGAUCUCGACGGUUUCAUCAUCGAAAAAAAUCCGAUCGAUACACCAUACUUAUCGGCAGUUCUCGACCCAAACGAAAACUGAGUGCUCUUGAAGCCCAUUCGAACAACGAACUUCUCUCUUAAUUCACAUAAUACGUUUAAAAAUAAUGUCACGAAAAAAGCAAUCGUCUUCGGACGAUCGUUCGAUGAAAAAAGAUCAAGAUGACUUGAGUGGUUCCGUGGUAGCCUCACUGGAGCGCGAAAAUUUAAACGAGGACGAUUCCGUUCCCGAGAUCGUUUUAUCGAACAAAGGUGGUCCAAAAUUGAUUCACAAUGGUUACAUGUACACGAUGCACAAAAAACAGCCACAACAUAUCCGUUGGAGAUGCGUCGGUAGAACGACCUAUUGCAGAGGAAGCCUCAUAACAACAGAAAAUUGUACGAAGCCGCGAAUAAGAAUGGAACAUAAUCAUAAACCGGAUUUCGCAGCUGCUCAAGUAGCAAGAAAACGUUAUCUGGCACUUGGGAAACCACGUGUAUUGAUGAUGUCGUCUGAAGAAAGAGGAAACAUUCAUCAACCAUUCGAUGGGACGGAAUCCGUCGCAAUCUUAUCUAGAAGAAGAACAGACGAAGUCGAUAAAUGUAAAAACCAUGACGAUCGUCAGCGAUGGGAGAAGCGUACAGCUAUACGAAAAAUUUUACAGUCCAACACACCUGCCUCGCAAUCUAACACGACCACCACUAAAACCAUCAGAAUAGCAGCUCAAUCGUUCGUGAGACCACAUAUUAGGAAUAUCGCGCCAGCACCAUCGCCACAACAACAACAACAGCAACGACAACCAAAGACUCUUGUAUUAAAAACUAUACCGUUAAAGGUGAAGCAGGUUGCGCCAACGACGAUCAAGAUGCCACCGAGACAAACUUCACAAAGCGUGCCACAAAAUAUUGUGCAUCAACAACCCACCGAGGUUUGUCUAAGGUGGAAUAGUUAUCACAGUAACAUGCAGAAUAGUUUCCCAUCCCUUCUGGAUUCGGAACAAUUCGUUGACGUAACCUUAGCUUGCGAAGGACGCUCUCUGAAAUGUCACAAAAUGAUAUUAUCCUCGUGUAGCGAUUAUCUGGCAGAUUUGUUGCGAGAAAAUCCUUGCCAGCAUCCUAUCAUUUUAAUGAAAGAUCUCAAAUUCUGGGAGGUUGAAGCACUGGUCAAAUUCAUGUAUCGCGGUGAAGUUAACGUUGCUCACGACAAAUUACCUCAAUUAUUAAAUGCGGCCGAAGCGUUACAGGUUAAAGGAUUAGCUGGUCCUAGUCCCUCCUCUCAGAACUCGAAACCACCGAUGCUUAUACCUCAAACAAAACCGUUAAUAUCUCAACCAGUAGUGCCACAUAUCGUACCAGAAACCAAAGAGAACAAGCCUUCCGCUUCUGGCGUUCCUACUCCUUCUAGUCCCAAACGCGCGCAGAAAAGACAACAAUCGGAACCUCCUGAGCCACGGCCAUUCACAAAAAUUCGCUUACAAAGACCUGCCACGCCAACGUCUCCACCUACGACAGUGAAAACUGAACCCUUGGAUAUACCUCUGAGUCCCACCGAAAUAUUCCCGGAAAGUAACGAGGAUAACUCCAAUCCUGUGAGUUUUGAAAAGCUUAUCAGUUUUCACGAGGAAGAUGAUCCAGGUGGUGAUGAUCUCAACGAUGAAAACAGAGAAAUUAAUUUCUGCGAGAUACCUGGUCCACCGGAUUUGAAUGAUUGCGAAGAUCAAAUGGAAUUUGUACCUACCGACUUUCUAGAACAAGAACAGGAUAUUGUUGAAGAAUCGGAACCAAGUUGUAAUAAGGAUAGUAAAGAUGACUUAAGCGAUCGUAGUUCUGUUGAUGCUGGGGAAGGUGAUGACGAGCGAGAUGGAGAAGAAGAAGACCUAUGUUCGAAGGAGGACAAGACAGAGUAAAACAAUUUUACCUGCUAUCGUUAAGAUACAACCGAAUGACAAUUCGAUCGAAAGCGAAAAAAUAAAUACGUUCGAACAGCGUCAUUGAUUUUCUGCGAAUAUUAUUGUUAAUAUUGUUAUAAAAUUUACAGUAAGUCGAUUAUAAUAUUUUUCAUCUUUUAAAUUGACAACAUACAAAUUCGUACAAAGAAAUUUUUCUAUGAUGACAUUAUAUGGAAAAAUAUAAACUUUUCUUUUUCUUUCUUUUUUUUUUUUUUUUCUUUUUAUUCUUUUUCUUUGACACAACAUUUUCGUUAUGUAUAUAUAUGAAGAAAAUUUAUGUCGAUCAUUUGCUCUGAAAAAAAAUAUAUAAGCGUGUUCUAUCAAUUAUCAUGAUAUUUUCAGAAUCGAAGUGCAUUAUAAUAAUAUCUAACGGAAAUGAUUAUUUAUUUAUUUUUUCUUUUUGUUAGACUUGUUUCAAAUCUUGUAAUCGGAAUUUAUGCGUUUUUUGUGUGAUCUAAGCGUAAUCUAGAUAUUUUAAGAAUUAGAAGGAUAUAAUGAUAUUCCACUUGCUUCCAAGUUACAUAUUAAAUCAUUGUCUCGUUAAUGAACGAUAAAUCAAAGCUAUCGAUAGCGAAAACCGUUUGACGACUUUAAACGAUACGCCAAAGAAUCGAGCGUGAUAAGAUGAAACAUUUUUUUUAAAUUAUAAAGCUUUCGCGCGAGCUAAAUCAUUAUACUUUUCUAUUAUCAUUUAUUUUCAUUGUUAGCCCUUAUCGGUCGUAUAUUACUUCUGACGUAACUUUGUAACUUUAUCAGUCAUAUUUAACGUGAAAGGUGACAAGACUGAACAAGUAAAAAUCUGAUUGCCAAAUGUACGCUUUUAUCCAAAAUACUUGCUUUUAGAUUUAAACACUUAUACUUUAAUAGGCAACACGUUCAAUAAUACUUCAGUGAUCAUUUCUUUAUAUAUGUUUGAAUACUUUAUAAUACCAUAUAAUAACAGUGAUAAUAUGUAAAAUUUAUAAAAAUUUCGUAGGUUUGAAUUCGAAGUAAUUUCGAAUAUCCGUGCAAUCUCUAUCUAGAUAAUAUUAAAGAUAAUCUUUUUAACGAUUUUUUCCUAUAGAAUUUCACUUUUCUUUUUUUAAAUUUUCAGAAGAUAGCGUUUUUUAGCAAAUUUUUUGAAUGCUGCAUUUCUGAAUCGAAAUCCAUAUAUUAAUAAUAAUUUAGAAACAAGUGUAGGUAAAAUUUAGGCAAAAAUAAUGUGUUUUCAAUACGAAACACCGAAUAAAUUUCGACACGUUAAGAACAAGUUAUAUACAAAACACUAACAUCCGAUAAGGGUAACGAAUAUUUUAUUUUUUAUAUUUAAUUACACAUAAUAUACAUAGAACAUUCUAUAUAAUUAUUUAUUUUUGAAGAUAAGUAUUUUCUUCUCUGUUUGAUGCACAUCGAUAAAAACGACAUGCUUGGCAUUCGAUGGAAAUGCAUUUAAAUAUUAUAUGAAUUCGUCGAAAAUUUAUGUAUCUUCUUUCGGCGUUAACAUUCUAUUUGAAAAAGAAUCGAUGCAUUUAUACAAAUUAGAAAUAAAUUAAGAAUGCAUCCGAUUAUGUGUGAGUAGAUUGAUCGCAUGUCUAAAAUAUUUUAUAUUAUACCUUCGUUUGAAUCUUAGAUUCUAGAUUGUUGUACACGUUUAUUUCACAUUUCAAAGAUCGUGCAUUACCUCUUAUUGUAAAAAUUCUAAUAAAUAAGCGAAGAAGAUUGUUUUCUUACUCGAAAAUAAUACAGUAUACGUGUUAAAGAGCGGUAUCGCGCAAAUAUUCAAUCGAUCGCACGAUGUCGAUUCUAUGAUUGGAAAGUAUAUGUACAUUGUAAUAUGUGAAAUACUAUGUCUUAUAAAUAAACAGCUAUUACAACGUAUGGCGAAAUAAAGAA
Vespula vulgaris is the source of this 5174-nucleotide messenger RNA. RefSeq names its product protein tramtrack, beta isoform-like. The coding region runs from base 1482 to 3260 and encodes 592 amino acids. The transcript has 7 exons. Gene Ontology annotation, cellular component: nucleus. The record is from RefSeq and is a predicted model, not a curated record. Gene Ontology annotation, biological process: regulation of transcription by RNA polymerase II. NCBI's taxonomy places the organism in Eukaryota, Metazoa, Arthropoda, Insecta, Hymenoptera, Vespidae. Gene Ontology annotation, molecular function: protein binding.